AUGGCGCCAGUGGCUGUGGUGACCGGCGCCAACUCCGGUCUGGGUCUUGCCCUUGCGGUGAAGCUGGCCAGCAAGCACCGGGUCUUUGCGGGGAUGCGCAGUUUGGCGAAGAAAGACUCCCUGAUGGAGGCAGCUUCCAAGGCAGCGGUCGUGGAGAAUUUGAAGCCAGUGGAGUUGGAUGUGAACACUGAUGCUUCAGUGGAAUCUGGCUUGGUACCUGCAUUGAAGGAGGUAGGUCGGGUAGAUGUGCUGGUCAACAACGCCGGCUACAGCCAGGCGGGAAGUGUUGAGAUGAUGACUAUGGACGCCAUGAAGGCCCAAAUGGAAACCAACCUCUUCGGAGUGAUCCGCUGCCAGAAGGCUGUUCUUCCCUACAUGCGGCAGCAGAAAUCUGGGAAGAUCAUCAACAUCUCCUCAGUGGGUGGCAUUUGGGGGCAGCCCUUCAAUGACAUUUAUUGCGCCUCCAAAUUUGCCUUGGAGGGGCUGGCGGAGAGUCAAGCACCCUUGUUCCGAACCUUUGGUGUGUACGUCUCCUGUGUCGAACCUGGCGCUAUCAAGUCAGCUUUUUGGAGCAAUGCCCAUGUGCCAGAGGCCAGUGCCAUGCCGCCAGAGUACAUGAAGCCCAUGCAAUCCACCAUGGCGGCCUAUGGCAAAUCUGCAGGGGCUGGGCAAACGCCAGAGGAGGUGGCAGAUGUGAUCAUGCAGCAGAUCAUUGAGGCUUCGGCGCCCCCUGUGCGGGUGCAGACCAAUCCAACCAUUCAGGCGGUCUUUGAAAAGCAACUGGGGCAGAAUGUCUCCGGAGGGGCGGCUUUGGAAAUGGCCACCAGCCGCUUUCUGGCAGAUGUAUAG
This is a messenger RNA of Cladocopium goreaui, 849 nucleotides long. The record is from the annotation of a GenBank genome assembly. NCBI's taxonomy places the organism in Eukaryota, Dinophyceae, Suessiales, Symbiodiniaceae.